This is a messenger RNA of Raphanus sativus (radish), 2286 nucleotides long. RefSeq lists its product as uncharacterized. Bases 1 to 2286 code for a protein of 761 amino acids. The transcript is spliced from 6 exons. Gene Ontology annotation, biological process: telomere maintenance; DNA repair. The record is from RefSeq and is a predicted model, not a curated record. Gene Ontology annotation, molecular function: DNA helicase activity. Lineage: Eukaryota; Viridiplantae; Streptophyta; Magnoliopsida; Brassicales; Brassicaceae.
AUGGAAUUCACUGCUUUGGCCGACCUCAAACCAUUCAUGACAGAUGCUCGUGUACAAGUAAAGGUUCUCCAUACCUGGAAGCAAUACACAAAACUUUCAGGAGAAUCAUUGGAAAUCGUUUUAUCUGAUGCACAAGGAACAAAAAUUCAAGCCUCCUGUAAGAAGACUUACCUCGAUAAGUUGACAAGGAAACUUCCAAAUGUGCUUGUUGUUGGAAUGUGGAGAAACCUCGAAAAAUUCAACAUCACUAACCCUGGUGUUUCCUUCAGAUCUACCAAACACCAAUACAAGAUCAACUUCAUCUAUGCCACUGAUAUCACUCCAUCAGCAAUCAAAAACGACAACAUGUUUCUGAGUUUGGUGGAUUUUGAAACUAUUGAGAAUGGAGUGGAAGAUCCAAACAUCUUAAUUGAUGUUAUUGGAGAAGUGUCUGAUUUGGGAGCUCUACAGACUGUUCAGUGCUCGGGAAAACCAAAAAAGAAAAUCGAGUUCAGUUUGACAGAUCUUGUUGGCCGUAGGAUUAAUUGCUGUCUGUGGGGAAAGUUUGCUGAAAACACUAAAGCUAACUGUGACGAGGCUGGUGAAGAUUCAGUUAUAUGCCUCCUACGUUUUGUGAAAGUUGGCACCUACAGAAAUCUUUGCUUAAGUGAUGAUGAAAAACAACAAUUUGCUCUUCUUGAGAUUGAAAAGAUUUUAAAGAGCAAUGGAUUUUCUUUAGAGCAGUGGGAAUCUAUGCCAAAGCCAGCUCCAGAUAUAGUUGGGAAUGACAAUGUGUUGAUUGUAGAUGAGUUGAGUUAUGAUAGGGAGAAGCUACAAGCGGAGCAUGACCGAGACGUUGGUAAACUCACAGAGGAGCAAAGAAAUAUAUAUGGAGAGAUUGUUGAUGCUGUCGUAAAUGAUAAAGGAGGUGUCUUCUUUGUUUAUGGAUUUGGAGGAACUGGUAAAACCUUCAUGUGGCGAUUGUUGUCUGCAGCCAUUAGAUGCAGGGGAGAAAUUUGCUUGAACACUGCAUCAAGUGGGAUAGCUUCUCUUUUGUUACAAGGAGGAAGGACAGCUCAUUCAAGGUUUGGAAUACCAAUAACCCCAGAUGAGUUUUCUACUUGCACACUUAUUCCAGGAAGUGAUCAAGCUAAUUUGGUGAAAGCUGCUUCUCUAAUCAUAUGGGAUGAAGCACCAAUGAUGAGCAGACACUGUUUUGAGUCUUUGGACAGGAGUAUGAAAGACAUUUUGGGGAACAAGGACAGCAGGCCUUUUGGUGGAAAGGUGGUUGUGUUUGGAGGCGAUUUCAGACAGAUAUUGCCUGUCAUACAUGGUGGUGGACGAACAGAAAUUGUUAUGGAGUCCCUUAAUAUGUCAUAUUUAUGGAAUCAUGUCAAGGUUAUGAAGCUAACCAAGAAUAUGAGGUUACUUUCUGAAAAUCUGUCUGCUGAAGAAGCUAAGGAAUUAAAGGAAUUUUCAGAGUGGAUUCUAGAUGUUGGAGAUGGAAAGCUAGGAGGAGAUAAUGAUGGAGAAGUUGUAAUCAGUAUCCUAGAGGAGUUUCUUAUUACUGAUGGAGAUGAUCCAAUUGAAUCAAUUAGCAAAGCAGUGUAUGGGGAUGUUGUUUCCUUACAACAGAAUAGAGAGCCUAAGUUUUUCCAAGAAAGAGCAAUUCUAUGUCCCACCAAUGAAGAUGUCAAUAGGAUUAACCAGCACAUGUUGGAUAAACUACCAGGAGAAGAAAGAAUUUAUUUAAGCUCUGACUCGAUUGAUGCUUCUGAUAGAUUUUCCCGAUCAGAUCAGGCUCUAACUCCCGAUUUCUUAAACACCAUCAAGGUUUCUGGUCUGCCUAAUCAUAGUAUUCGCUUGAAAGUCGGAUGUCCGGUGAUGUUGCUUCGAAAUAUCGACCAUACAAACGGCUUGAUGAAUGGCACCAGGCUUCAGAUUACAGAGAUGGAUGAUUUAAUGGUAAAGGCGAAAGUCAUCACAGGAGAAAAGGUGGGAAAAACUGUGGACAUUCCUAGACUUUCUAUUACACCUUCUGAUAAAAAAUUGCCUUUCAAGAUGAGGAGGAGGCAACUGCCUAUUGCAGUGGCUUUUGCAAUUACCAUUAACAAGAGUCAGGGUCAAUCUCUAUCUCAUGUUGGUUUGUAUCUACCUAGAGAUGUAUUUUCUCAUGGGCAACUAUAUGUGGCUGUUUCAAGAGUAACAUCAAAGAAGGGAUUGAAGAUUUUGGUUGUUGAUGAUCAAGGAAAGCCUAAGCGUGAGACAAAGAAUGUUGUUUUCAAAGAGAUCUUUCAGAAUCUCUAA